AUGGUUGCAGGGCAGCCUGGUGGAACUGCUGAAAGGGCAACCUUACUCAACUUCUUGACCCAGCCUGGCACGGCUCAAGGUCCAACGGAGGCCUUGGAGAAGCUGCGCAAAUAUUCACGUUGGCGAUCUCGAGCAGAACAGCUGCAAGUGUCCCUCCCUGCGGCAGGCCAUGAGGAUAAGGAGAAAAGGCAGCGAGUGAGGAAGGUGAAAACGGAAGAGCAGGAAGGAAUGCGUGCCCCGUAUUGGGAAGAGGACCAUCCACUGCCGCGGGCAGCACCGACCAAAAGCCAGGCUAUCGCUGCCAUCAAGUCCCUUCGCAUUUCCAAACUCCACUAUGUAGCCAAGCUCUCUAAGCCUGAGGAUGCACUCGGAGGCCUACUUGAUGGUGGCGCGACGACUUCCCUGCGCCAGGCCGUUGAUUCGUCAGAGUGGCAAGCCGCGUCUCCUGUGACAGUUCAUUUAGCAUCGGGUGAGACAGACAGUCUCCGCAUUGCGCCUUCCGGAAUUCUCCUUGCUGAACCGUCCGAGUUGUCCAAUGUGCAGAUCGCUCCAAUAGUUGCGCUUCAUCAGUUGAUAGGAUGCCCCGAAGUAAGCAAGGAAUUGGCACUGAUGAUGAUUGAGAAAAUCGAGGGUGCCGCCGGGGUCAGCAAGCCAAAUGUGAACCGCCUUUCAGGCCCGCUGGAGGAUGGACGAAUUCUUGUUAAAGUGCUGGAUGAAACCCGAGUCGAGGCAGUUGGCGACAAGCCACGCUUCAACCGUCGUUGUCGUCGCACGUUGAGCCGGUCUGAAGGGAUAGUUGUGGUUGUGGGGGAUCCGAAAGCCUACAUAGGAACUGUCCCGUCUGGGUGGAGUGUUAUCCGGUUGAGCCAUCAUGAGGUGAGGGAUACUGGAAUCCCAGCGUUCCUGUUUGAGCUGGCACAGCUAGGUCUGAUUAGGCAGGUUGUUUGCACAGACCUUCCUCGUCUUUUCCCGGUCAUUUGUUAUGGAGGCCAGUCGCCGGACGCCAAGCCUUCAAUGGAUGCGUUGGUCCUGUUGCGAUUGCUGCACCUGUGCGGCCAGGCUGAUCGUGGACGAGAGAGAGCUGGAUUUAAAGCGUCUCCCUUCCAGAACGUUCGUCAUGGAGUGGUGAAGUCGCUCAUGUAUCAUCAACACCAGUGCCGAGAGUAUGAUGGAGUAGGCCCGUAUGCCAAUGGAAACCAUGAAAAGCUAAAGAAGGUUAGAUACUGCCUGCACGCAGUGCUCACCGUUCCGGUGCUAGUGUCAGAUAUCCUUAAGCAGGAGUAUGAUUACGAGCCGUCAGACCCAGGGGAGGGUGAACAGCAAGAUGCUUCCAAUUCGCAGGUUGGGCCACUCGGAAAUGAUGGUGCCGAGUUGAGCGUUAGCGCGAUGAAGUCUUCUCCUCCGGAUGCUCAUGAUGUCCCUGGUGCGUGGGAGGUUCCUGAAGAGGGUUUCGUGGAAGAUGAACUUCCUAAGAGAGUAGGUGAUGGUGACGCUAUGUCUGAGAAGGGCGAGGAUGAUGAUGAUGAUGGUGCGGCAACCGGUGAAGUUCCUUUGAAGGAGGUGCGUAUGCUCGAGGUGCCGUACAUGAUACCGCUGCCAGAUAAGAAAGCCAAGACCGUUACCAACGCCUUAAAAGAAGUCCUUGCCGACCUUGCUUAUUGGGGGCUCCCUGUACGUAGAGUCCAUACUGACAAAGGAGCAGAGUUCACAAACGUGCUCUGGCGCCAGCUUCUAGCUGAUCAUCAGAUCCGUCGGACAACAACCGUUGGCUCGGACUUUAAAGCUAAUGGGCGCACUGAGGCUCACAUAGGACGUGCAAAGGGACUCACCCGAGUGCUGCUUGCAGCGGCAUCCGCAGAUGAUGCUGAUUGGGCCUUUGCUAUGCGGCAUGCUGUCUUCAGUAUGAGGUCGCAGGUCUUUACCAGCUUGGGUUUCCCACAACGCGAACCGAUCCCCUUUUAUACCAAGGUCUGGGUUCGAAAGAAGGAAUGGACUCUUCACCUUUGGGCACCGAGGUGCAUCGAGGCUCGCGUCAUGUCUCCCUCUGAAUCCGCACCGGGUGGUUAUGUAGUGCAUCUUCAGCCAAGCCACCCUGCUGAUGAUGGUAUCCGGGGUUACUUCGAAACCACCGCGUUGAUUCAAGGAGUAAGGGCUAAGGAACCAGUCUUUGAAGCCUCCGGGGAGGUCUCGGUUGUUCCGCCUAGCGAAGUGCGAAAAGGGAUGCCGGUGACAGAGGAAUCAAGCAAAACUCCCGCCCAUUCCAUGCCAUCUGGUCCAUCGUCUCGGCUGCGUCGUAAAACUCCCGACCCCUUGUGCCUUGACCCUCCGCAUGCGGUGCGAGCUCUGGUUGCCUCUCUUGAGGCCCUCUCGAAAGAUUUGCUGCAUCGCGGAUUAUAUGACAGUGCAUCGUGGACUCAGGUGUUGCGCCUUCUGCCACAUAAGCCAAUCCGAAGGGGUUCUGUGUCGGCCCUGGGUUCUGGGGCUCGGUAUCGCAGCUUUGGGAUGUUUGCGCAUGGGGGAGUCCUAGGCGUUACAACGGCCAGUCGUCAGUUCCCGCAUACUCAGCGUUACCUCCUCGCUGUAUUGCGACAUCAUCACCCACAAGCUACAUUUACUUCCUUUGUGGUGUCGGUGAAUUGUAGCUCUCCGGUCCACCGAGACUAUUUCAACGACCCGGAUAGCUUGAAUUAUGUUGUUGGCGGUGCCGAGCAUUUGCGUGGCGGGCUUUGGAUCGAGGUAGGUUCGGAGGUUGCCCGCUCUGCGGCUCCGGGUGCUUUGCAUUUUCGCGAGGUUGCGCCGCGCAGGUGGCUGCCUGGAAUGAUGUGGGAUACGGUAGGUGCAUCGUUCUCCUUUCCCCCGCACCGAUUUCAUGCCGGGGACUCGUGGUCAGGCCAGAAGUACCUCCUGGUUGCAUUCACUCUCAACCGAUGUGUGCGGGCCUCUUCUUCGGUCGUCACGGAGCUAGCUUCUGCGGACUUUCCGUUGCCCUCUUGCUGCCCUGCGUUUGACGCAGGGGGGGGAGCCCACAGUAAAUUUUCGCUGAACGCUUUGAUUGGCCCGCAUACUUCAGCUCAAGAGCCUUCCUCCGGUGCUGGACUCUCGGUCUCUGUUGACGAGGUUGAUGCAGUGUCUGACUUUAGCGAAGAGGCUUCUGGUUUGGAUAGUGUCGGCAAGGUUGAGUCGGAGUUGUGGUUUGAGGCUGCUGAGAAAGUGUCCUUCCUUCAGGUUGAGGUCAAACGCGAGCUUGCGUUGUGGAGGCCAGCGAUUAGUGCAGAAUAUGACAGCCUCCGAGUGAAAGGACGCGUUGUGCUGCGUUUGCCCUCAAAGGGAGUCUUUACUCGCAAAGCGGUGACAGGAGGAAUCGAUGCAAGUGCCCUACGAGUGUCACUGGCGUUCAUUUCCCAGCACCCUGAUUGGGAGGAGCUUAUCGUACUGGAUCCGCCCCGCAUCUUUCAGCUUGCCGGUGUAGUAAGUAAAUGGGUUGGGGACACGGUCAUAUGCUUGAGACAGCUAGUUUCCGAGCCAAAUGCCUGGCUGCUCGUGGCAGAGUCGGAAGGCAUUGUCGGCCUUCUGGUCGUCUAUGUCGACGACUUAAUGGUUGGAGGGGUGACAAAGUAUGCGUCCGCAAUCCUGGCCGAAAUCCGCAGCAUCUGGCAAUGCUCUGAGCCGGACCAGCUAAGCCCUAAGAGCCCUGUGCGCUUCUGUGGUGUUGAGAUAGAGAGGCAAGGCCGAGCGCUCUUAAUCCACCAGGCAUCAUACAUAGAGGAUGUUGUUAAGCGCUAUGAGGAGAGUCUUGGGGCUCCACUUGUGGAGACUUCGUGUCCUUUUCCAAAGGUUCAAGACCCAGAGGAGCCGGAAUCUUCUUCCCCAGUUGCUUUGAGGAAGGCCCAGGCACUUGCAGGUGAACUUUUGUGGGUGUCAGGGAAGACCAGGGUUGACAUUGUCUAUGGAGUUGCGAGGGUAACAUCAUUGGUGAGUCGGUGCCCGGAGCUUGCGUUUAAGCUCGGUCUACACAUCCUCUGCUAUCUUAAGGGCACUAAAAGGAUCGCUCUGAAGUACCAGUGCACCGAUGACCAGCCUCCCCAUGGUGUGCAUAAUGAGCGUCGUGUCACGGCCCUUCCUUACCUGCUUGAAUCUUUCACCGAUGCCAGCUUCGCUCCAGCUGGAGACAGAAGCUUCGAAGCCGGCCUUGUACAAGUCGGUCGCAACUUAGUCUUCUGGUCUGCAGGCAAGCAGCCGUUUACGGCUCUCUCCACAGCAGAAGCCGAGCUGCUUGGAGUUCUAGAGGGGGGAUUCCGAGGUUUCCAGCGUGUCAGGCCCAAGGAAAGGGAGGAGUCGAAGGAUCAAAGCAGGUCUCUACCCUGA
Symbiodinium necroappetens is the source of this 4365-nucleotide messenger RNA. Lineage: Eukaryota; Dinophyceae; Suessiales; Symbiodiniaceae. The record is from the annotation of a GenBank genome assembly.